This is a messenger RNA of Fusarium sp. VM40, 1476 nucleotides long. The record is from the annotation of a GenBank genome assembly. Lineage: Eukaryota; Fungi; Ascomycota; Sordariomycetes; Hypocreales; Nectriaceae.
AUGGCUACACGUAGGGGCAUUAGUACCGCCUCUCACAGUUACAACGAAGCUCUCCGUUUACUUUCUCAACUUUAUUCAAAUCGCAAUGUCACCAAUCUCUUCGACAAGCCCGCCGCAAACAAGGUCUCAGCUGCACCGUCCAAAGAUCUCAAUGCGCUGGCUAUUCCUGAGAUGCGCGAGUGGCUUCGUCGCGCCGGAUAUGAAUCCAAGGACCUUGCGCGCCUGAGGCACAUUCAUAUAGCAGGCACCAAGGGCAAAGGCUCUGUGAGUGCCUUUGCAACGGGAAUGCUACGGCAGUACGAGACAGUUGGGACAUACACAAGUCCGCAUCUCGUAAGUCCACGUGAGCGCAUCGCCAUUCAAGGCGAGCAGAUCUCCCAAGGUCUCUUCACAGAAGCCUUCUUUGAACUGUGGGGGCGAUUAUCCGACGCAGCUAAGAAGGAUGGCAAAAGUCUAACAGAGGCCGAUGGGCCUGGGUCCAAGCCAUUCUUCUUCCGUUUCAUGACACUUCUUGCUUGGCAUAUCUUUCUGAGGGAAAAGGUCGACAGCGUGGUUCUUGAGUGCGGGAUUGGCGGCGAGUACGACGCUACAAAUGUUGUGCCGCCUGAGGCUGUUUCUGCUGCGGUCAUUACGCAGCUAGGUAUAGACCACGUCGCAAUGUUGGGCGAUACGGUUGAAAAGAUAUCUUGGCACAAGGCUGGUAUCCUCAAGCCAGGAGUGCGUGGUUUCGUACGCAGAAUGGACGAGAAACCCAGUGUAAGGCAAGUCCUACAACAACGUGCAGCAGAAAAGGGGGCUGAGCUCAUCGAAUUGGAUGAUGCUAGUGUUGAGCAAUGGGGAGGUGUUGCAGGGAGGCUGCCGGGCGAUUUCCAGAAGUACAACCAAGCUCUCGCUGUGCUUGCGGUGCGACAACACCUGGGUAUGGAGGUCAAUAUCAAGACUGCUUUGCUUAACCUCCCGGACAAGAUGGUCACUGGGCUCAAGGAAGCAAGUCUCAGAGGUCGCUGUGAGGUUAUCCAACAGGGUCAUAUUGCCUGGCAUCUCGAUGGCGCGCAUACCAAAGACAGUAUGCAAGAGGUUGCUAAGUGGUUCGCUGCCAAUCUUGGGAAAGACGAAUCUACAAUUCUAGUGUUCAACCAGCAGGAGAGGGAUGCAACACAACUAUUGGCAAUCCUGCUUGAUACUAUCCAGGAAGCUACAGGGCGAGAGAACAUAAUCAGCCAUGCUUUCUUUACAAGAAACGACCAGGAGAGGUCUUCUGGGGAUGAAGUUAGAGACUUGAGCGUUCAGACAAGAGUGGCUGAGUUGAUGGGUGAAAGGACAACUGAAUGUCAAAUCAAAACAUAUGAUAAUAUUGAUGACACAGUUGCUGAGGCAAGAAAGGUUGCGGGAACAAGUCAGAAGAUUUUGGCAACUGGAAGUAUGUAUCUUGCAGGGGGUAUAUUGCGAGCUUUGGAGCCCGAGGGUCUAUUAUAG